Messenger RNA from Impatiens glandulifera, 1983 nucleotides. RefSeq names its product laccase-14-like. Gene Ontology annotation, molecular function: copper ion binding; hydroquinone:oxygen oxidoreductase activity. Gene Ontology annotation, cellular component: apoplast. Gene Ontology annotation, biological process: lignin catabolic process. The transcript is spliced from 5 exons. Bases 1 to 1983 code for a protein of 660 amino acids. The record is from RefSeq and is a predicted model, not a curated record. Lineage: Eukaryota; Viridiplantae; Streptophyta; Magnoliopsida; Ericales; Balsaminaceae.
AUGGCGCAGUUUCAGACUGUGGCUUUCGUUCCUGUCAAAUCAGGUGGAAAAGCUUCGCCGAGGAUAUUCAGACAAGAUCUAACCCUUGGGAAAUCACUUCUUCCAACCACGAUAAGCUUUUCGCCUAAGGUAGAAGACGACUCUGUUUUCUCGCCGGAGAUUGUUACCGGCGGAGUAGAUCACGGGCAUGACGAGUUAUCGUCGUCUUUACUAAAUCCAGACGAUAUGAAGCCAAGGAAAAGAGGAAGGAAAACUGCAAAUGCGAGAAAUAUACCAAAUGCAUUAAUGUCUUACAUUUUGGGGUUUCUAUUCCUGAUGAUCAGUAAUGGGAAAUUUUCACUUGCUAUAGCUCAUUAUAAGUUUGUGGUGAAGGAAAGCUCAUACACUAGACUAUGCAGCACGAAAAAGAUAUUGACCGUUAACGGGCAAUAUCCUGGGCCAACCAUUUACGCGAACAAGGACGAUACGGUGAUGGUGGAUGUGUAUAACGAGGGCAACAGAAACAUCACUAUUCACUGGCACGGAGUUAAGCAAUUCAGGAACCCAUGGUCCGAUGGCCCCGCCUACGUAACCCAGUGCCCCAUUCAGCCAGGAAACAAGUUCACUCAAACACUCGUCUUAACCAACGAGGAAGGUACCAUAUGGUGGCACGCCCAUUCCGCUUGGGAUCGGGCCACGGUCCAUGGCGCCAUCGUGGUCUACCCCAAGAUUAACGGCACCCCCUAUCCCUUUGCUAAGCCCCACCAAGACAUCCCCAUCAUACUAGGGGAAUGGUGGAAAACAGAUAUCAAUGCUAUUUUAACUGAUUUUGAAAAGUCAGGGGGCGGCGCUAAGAUCUCCGAUGCCCUCACUAUCAACGGUCAACCCGGGGAUUUAUACCCCUGUUCUAAACAAGACACCUUCACCGCCAGGGUCAAGCGCGGCUUCACCUAUCACCUCCGCAUAAUCAACGUCGGCAUGGCCGAGCCAAUGUUCUUCGCCGUAGCCGGGCACAAACUCACCAUUAUAGGGACGGACGGAGGAUAUUUAAAGCCCAUAAGAUCCACCUAUAUAACCAUAGCACCCGGUCAGAGCAUUGACGCCCUAUUAACGGCCAAUGCACCCAACAACAACAGCUAUUACAUGGCGGCCAAGAUAUACUCUAGCAACGUCGGUGGAGAAUUCGAUAACACCACCACCACAGCCAUCCUCAAGUACGAGGACCACGACGACUCCUCCUCCUCCUCUGCACCCCUGCUCCCCUCACUCCCACUCUACAACGAUUCCGGUGCGUCUGUUUCCUUCAACGGAAAGCUGAGGAGCAUCGCCAGCCGGAACCACCCGAGCGACGUCCCGCUCAACAUUUCCACCAAGCUUAUUUUCGCCAUUGCCAUGAACCUGGAGCCUUGCAGUCCCGCCGGAUCUUGCUCCGGGCCCAACGGAUCGCGUCUGUCUGCCAGCGUGAACAACAUUAGCUUCGUGUCCCCGACAAUUGACAUUCUCCGGGCGUACUACAACAACAUAAGCGGGGUGUUCAAAUCGGAUUUCCCACAUAACCCUCCUCAGGCGUACAACUAUACGGCGGAUUAUCAGCCACUGGAGAUAUUGAGGCCGGAGAAGGGGACGAGUGCGGUGGUGCUGGAGUAUAACUCCACGGUGGAGUUGGUGAUUCAGGGGACCAGCCUUGUAGGGGCAGCGGAUCACCCGGUUCAUCUGCACGGCUACAGCUUCUAUGUGGUUGGUUGGGGUUUUGGUAAUUUCAACAAGACUCAGGAUCCUCUGCAUUACAAUUUGAUUGACCCUCCAAUUCAAAAUACUGCCACGGUGCCUAGGAAUGGUUGGGUUGCCAUUAGAUUCAGGGCCAAUAAUCCAGGGGUGUGGUUCAUGCACUGUCACCUGGAGCUUCACUCGAGCCUGGGAAUGGACAUGGUUUGGAUAGUAAAGAAUGGACAAGGACUAGAAGCCCAAAUGUUACCUCCACCAAAGGAGAUGCCUCCAUGCUGA